Messenger RNA from Gekko japonicus, 985 nucleotides. RefSeq names its product pituitary tumor-transforming gene 1 protein-interacting protein-like. The coding region runs from base 87 to 662 and encodes 191 amino acids. Gene Ontology annotation, cellular component: nucleus; cytoplasm. The record is from RefSeq and is a predicted model, not a curated record. NCBI's taxonomy places the organism in Eukaryota, Metazoa, Chordata, Lepidosauria, Squamata, Gekkonidae. Gene Ontology annotation, biological process: protein import into nucleus. The transcript has 7 exons.
AGCCGACGAGCGGUUCCUUGAGUCUAGUGACGGGGGAAGCGAAGCACCAAAGUUGACAAGGCGGCGCAGGUCAGCCGCGGGGCAAGAUGGAGGCCGCGCUGUGGCGGCCUUGGGUCCUGUGCCUUCCCGCUUUCCUCUUGCUGUGGAGCUGCUCGGCAACUACGGAGGAUGACACCGCGCAGCCAGCGCCCACCGCUGCUCCGGGACCAGUCGGGCAAGCAUGUGGUGCUUUCUCUGGGAAGACUUGUGACCAGUGUAUUCAAAACGCUUCAUGUCUUUGGUGCAAUGAAAACUCCAUUUGUAUGGAUUACCCUGUGAGGAGUAUCAUUCCAUCUUCUACACUGUGCCCACUAUCAGAGGCUCGUUGGGGAGUCUGUUGGGUCAACUUUCAGGCUUUGAUCAUUAGUAUAGCUGUUGUAGCAGGCCUCCUUCUGCUUACAAUUGCUGGCUGUUGCUGUUACUGCUGCUACUGCCGCCGCCGAGGUCGUGAUAGGGGGAGACUAGCUGAAGAAGAAGAAAGAUUUAUCAGAGAUCAGGAAGAAAAAAGGCUGCAAUCCCUUCAGAGGAAACUUGAAAGAAAAGAAAAGCAUGAUGAGAUACGCAAGAAAUAUGGUCUUCUCCAGGAUUCUGACCAUCCAUACAGCAGAUAUGAGAAUGAAUGAAAAUGGACAAUGCAUUGCUUUCCUAAAGGAAUUGAAAAUUUCAAGAGAAUGAUUUGGUUCAGUUUUUAGGUUACCGGAUGAAUGAAGGAUAAAGGAAUUGGAAAUUUCAAGAGUUAUUUGGUUCGGUUUUUAGAUCACCAGAUGUGUACAUAAUUGUGUAGUGGAAUAUCAUGUUCCUUUUCUUUGUUGAAAGCAACAUGCUUAUAUACGUCUCUAAGGUUUUUUCCUUCUCUAAAUCUGUAAUGGAAUGAGAAUCAAGGGACGUAAAUAACAAUCAUGUAACUUUCUUCUCAUGUUGUAACAAUUAAAAAAUUCAAAUUAUC